CUCGUGGAACAAAAAUUGGUAAAAUCGCUGCCAAGGAAAUUGAACGUGGAGCUGUGGCUUUGGAUGAUAGAUUAGCCAUGACGAAUCGAUCAUUAAAUUUAGUAAUUAAUCUAAAUGUGCCAGAAGAAGUAAUAUUACAGCGAAUAAUGGAUCGAUGGGUACAUGUACCAUCUGGGCGCGUCUAUAAUUUAAGCUAUAAUCCUCCAAAAAUUAACGGCAUUGAUGACAUUACUGGAGAAAAAUUGACAAAACGUUCUGAUGAUAAUCCUAUUCGUCUUCAAAAACAUAGAGCUUUAACUGAGCCAUUAUUAGAGUAUUAUACGAAACGCAAUAUAUUAAUUACUUUUUAUGGACGUACAAGUGAUGAAAUUUAUCCACAAAUUGAAAGAGAACUCAUAAAAAGAUUUGGUGCUGGAAAUUUAGGUUAA
This is a messenger RNA of Racocetra fulgida, 428 nucleotides long. The record is from the annotation of a GenBank genome assembly. Lineage: Eukaryota; Fungi; Glomeromycota; Glomeromycetes; Diversisporales; Gigasporaceae.